AUGCUUGCUCGGUGUUGGGUCCAUCAAAUGGACAGACGAAAAUAUCGAAGCGAGGAUGUGGAGGAUCGGCGGGCAACAAGUUUCGCAUGUCGCUGGGUCUGUCGGUGGCGACGACGGUUAACUGUGCCGAUAACCCGAGCGAAGAACCUCUACAUCAUAUCAAUGAAGGGAAUCAAGGGCCGAUUGAACCGGUUACCUUCGGCUUGUGUUGGUGAUAUGGUGAUGGCCACAGUGAAGAAAGGCAAGCCUGAUCUCCGUAAGAAGCGCCGAAAGGAUGGUGUCUUCGUGAACUUUGAAGAUAAUGCUGGUGUCAUUGUGAAUCCAAAGGGAGAAAUGAAAGGGUCUGCUAUUACUGGUCCAAUUGGGAAGGAGUGCGCUGAUCUGUGGCCAAGGAUUGCUAGUGCAGCCAAUGCCAUUGUUUAG
Molecule: messenger RNA, 423 nt
Organism: Ilex paraguariensis (yerba mate)
Lineage: Eukaryota; Viridiplantae; Streptophyta; Magnoliopsida; Aquifoliales; Aquifoliaceae
Source: the annotation of a GenBank genome assembly